CUCCACUAGGAAACUUCUUCGGCUCUCGGCGUGUAAACGGUUAAGCAGAGGCCGCGCCCUCCACGUCCUCCACCGUUACCGCGGCCCAAACGGCCGCACUGACCUUUGUACUGACAGCACGGAGAGAGCUGAGUGUGGAGAGAGAGAGAGAGAGAGAGAGAGAGAGGGAGAGAGAGAGAGAGAGGGAGAGAGAGAGAGAGAGAGGAGCGAGCUGGUCUGUGCUGUAGUUUGCUAACUGAGGGCCGUCAUGAACUUCCUCCUGGAGACGCUGAAGGUGCUCCUGCUCUCGCUCUGGUUCAGUCUGGAGGCGCUGUGGCGCACAGUCGUGCCCGCGCGCAGGAAGAGCGUUGCCGGGGAGACGGUGCUGCUGAGCGGCGCGGGCAGCGGGCUGGGCAGGCUGAUGGCGCUGGAGUUCGCGAGACUUGGCGCGAGAGUGGUGCUGUGGGACAUAAACGAGGAGGGCAACAGAGAGACAGCGACACUGAUCAGAGAAACGUACGGGACCCGCGCGCACUGCUACACCUGCGACUGCAGUCAUAGAGAGGAGGUGUACAGAGUGGCAGACCAGGUCAAACGGGAGGUUGGUGAUGUCACUAUUUUGGUGAACAAUGCCGGCAUCGUCACAGGCAAGAAGUUCCUGCAGUCUCCGGAUACUCUCUUACAGAAGACAAUGGAGGUCAACACCAUGGCCCACUUCUGGAUGUACAAGGCAUUUCUCCCAGCAAUGAUUGCUGGAAACCACGGUCAUCUGGUCAGUAUCGCUAGCUCUGCUGGACUUGUUGGAGUCAGUGGACUGGCAGAUUACUGUGCGAGUAAGUUUGCAGCAGUUGGCUUUGCAGAGUCUGUAGGUUUGGAGCUGCUGGCUGCAGGCUGUGAUGGAGUGAAGACCACCAUAGUUUGCCCCUUCUUUAUCAACACUGGAAUGUUUGAUGGAGCCAACACAAAGUGGCCCCGAUUGAUGCCCAUUCUGGAGCCGGAAUAUGUGUGUAGAAAGAUUGUGGAUGCUGUUAGAAGAGAUCAGGUCUUACUGUGUCUUCCCCGCAGCAUAUAUCUUCUGAUCGCUCUGAAGAAUAUUCUGCCUGUUAAACUGGGAUUGCUCUUGGGUGCAUAUAUGGGAACAUUUGACUUCAUGGCCAAGUUCAAUGGUCGCAAGAAGAGCGACUGAGUUUGCCAACAGAAGACUGAGAUUCUGAAGAGACUGGCAUCUGCUGCUGUAAGCAGUGUGAAGAUGAAGUGUAUAAGAGGAAUAAUAAAGCUAUGGACAAUUACCGUUUUAACUAUGCAAGUCAUUAGCAAACAAGGGCAUUCCAUUAUAACUGUUCUCAAAAGCACUUAGUCAUUUUACUGUACAACUUGAGUUCUCUAGGCUAUGUCUAUUUAACGAUUUAAUGAUAUAGCUCAUGUGUUACUGGAUAUUACUUUAGCAUGUGCAGCCAUUAUGUCAAUGCUAUAACAGUAGCGCAAGUCUUUACAUAGAUAGAAUAAAGCUGUCUGCAUUUUAAGAAAAUACUCAUAUAUAAAAUGUUUCAUUUUGUAAAGCAAAGCAAGCGCUGUUUACAACUGUGUUAUGGCUUAUGAAAGAUGUAUACUACUUGCAUGAAUAUGCCUUGACUGAACCCUUUAAUAGCUCUUAUAAAAACGAUGCCUUUAAAUACUAAAUUUGAUCUUCACUUUAAAAAAUGAGGUUUAAAAAAAGAAGUUUACAGAAUAAAACACCUCUUAUAAAACCCACUAAUGCAAGACUGAUGUGAACAAGACUGAAAUGCAUUAGUUUGAUGUUGUGCCUUCAUUGCAUGAGAUUCCUAUUUGGAUAUUUAUAGAGUGCUUAUUUUAAUUUGCCUUUACACUAAUUCUCAUCACCCAGUAUAAAAUGCCACUGAUCUUUUUUUUUUGAUGGUGUAACUCCUCUAUACCAAGCAAUAUAACUGCGUUUCACUGUACAGACACUCGGGCUUGUGAUGAAUUACAGGUCUUUGAAGAAUAGUUACUUGAAACAGCUGAAAAAGGAGCACUUCAAUCAAAUCUCCCUCAAUCCUCUAUUAUGAUAACACAACAUUGCUCCGUAUUAUAUCAUCAUAACCUAUAGCUGUUUAAAAGCUAUUUUAGUGAUUGCUCAUUUUUAGCAAUGACCAUUUGCUCACACUGUGAAAUGUUUUAGUAUCAAUGUGAGGGCAGAUGGUUUUGCAGUGGCUUCAAGUCUGAACAACAUCAGAGUAUUAACAAAAAUGUGCUUUUUUCAGCUCUUCCAAGAAAUUAAUGUAAUUAAUAAUGACUUUUAAUAAUGACUUUUGUAGUACUGACAAUGUAUACUAGAAUCAGUGUUUUCAACCAUGCAAAAUUAAUCUGGCAAGAGAUACAGGUAUAAAAUGAUACUAAUAUUUUAGUUCUGUGCAAUGUCACAUAAGCAGGAGGACAAAAGGAAGCUGUCAAUAAAAAUAUAGGCAGAAUGAUAAAUGCAGCUAUAGAAGAGUCGAAACUGACUGAGAAAUCUGUGCAGCAUUAAGAUUUAUAAUAAAAUGAAUAUAAAUAA
This is a messenger RNA of Pygocentrus nattereri (red-bellied piranha), 2530 nucleotides long. It is a transcript of the gene sdr16c5b, whose product is annotated as short chain dehydrogenase/reductase family 16C, member 5b. The transcript has 7 exons. Gene Ontology annotation, cellular component: lipid droplet. Bases 248 to 1165 code for a protein of 305 amino acids. The record is from RefSeq and is a predicted model, not a curated record. Gene Ontology annotation, molecular function: oxidoreductase activity, acting on the CH-OH group of donors, NAD or NADP as acceptor. NCBI's taxonomy places the organism in Eukaryota, Metazoa, Chordata, Actinopteri, Characiformes, Serrasalmidae.